Molecule: messenger RNA, 1698 nt
Organism: Lactuca sativa (garden lettuce)
Lineage: Eukaryota; Viridiplantae; Streptophyta; Magnoliopsida; Asterales; Asteraceae
Product: ESCRT-related protein CHMP1B
Biological process (GO): vacuolar transport
Source: RefSeq, a predicted model, not a curated record
UUACCUACUGCGUUUGGUCACUAACUCCCUUCCCCACCAUCUCCUUCUUCCAAUAUGUCCAACAAUGUCGAAAACACACACUUUCCCAUAUCUACUUCCUAAACAUCGAUUUAAUAAUACAUUCUUCAUCACUCUGUCCACUGCCCACCGAUAAAUUACUCUUUUGUUAUUCCCUGAAAACCACCAGCAAUUGUACUUAUCACUUUUGAUGCACAAAAUCAACAUACAUGCUGCUGUCUCCACCUCCAGCUCACCCAUGUCCAAAGCAGGAAUCACCCUUUCCUGAAACAUCAUCUGAAUCAACGAGAGUUUGUUGCAUAAUCUUUUAAUUUUGAUUUUUGCAGCCUUGAUCUCCAAUGGUUGUCAUCUCCACCACCACCACCACCUCAUCCUCAUCCUAUCUUUCACCCUCUCUUUUGAGUUAAUUAUGAUUUUUCAGUCUCGAUCUCCGCUGCAUCGAUUUUGAAAAUUUGGGGGGUUUGUUCAACAACUAGGAGAUCAUUAGUUUGUCUAAUUAGAGGUGUGGAUGGAACUCCCUUCGUGACAUUGUUCCCUGAUGAUGUGUUACAGUGAAGGAAGACGAAGGCUUUAGGUUUGAUCAUGGUGGGUUUCAUAGUUGAUUGCAGAUGGUGAUUCAAGCGAAUAUGUUGGUGAAUCUUGAACCACAACUUCGCAUCUGAAAUCCUCAAAAGUAUGGGGUUAUUGUGGUUUCAUCCGGGUGCAUUUUAUAUAUGAGUGUUCUUGUGUUUAAAGUUGCAGAUAUAGAUAUGGUGAUGAGUUAUCACAAGUUGUUUGGUGAUGGAGCUCUGGGACUAAAAAGUGGAAGAAGACGGUUUGUACAUCGACUAUAGAGAUAAGAGAAGGUUAAGAGUGAGUUUCUCCGAUCUAUCGUUGCUCAAUCCAAACAUGGGGCAAGCGGAGAAAUUGAUGAAUCAGAUUAUGGAACUGAAAUUCACCGCGAAGAGCCUCCAACGCCAGGCAAGGAAGUGCGAAAAAGACGAGAAAACCGAGAAACUCAAAGUCAAGAAGGCAAUCGAGAAAGGAAACAUGGACGGAGCACGAAUUUACGCCGAAAACGCGAUCCGUAAGCGUAAUGAACAGAUGAAUUACCUCCGUUUAGCCUCUCGCCUCGACGCGGUGGUCGCAAGACUUGAUACACAAGCCAAGAUGAAUACGAUCAGCAAGUCGAUGGGGUCGAUCGUCAAGUCUCUUGAGUCAACCCUAGCAACAGGUAAUUUGCAGAAGAUGUCGGAGACGAUGGACCAGUUUGAGCGACAGUUUGUGAAUAUGGAGGUACAGGCAGAGUUCAUGGAGAGCUCGAUGGCCGGUAGCACUUCACUUUCGACUCCUGAAGGAGAAGUUAACAGCUUGAUGCAACAAGUGGCUGAUGAUUAUGGUCUGGAGGUGUCUGUGGGUUUGCCACAACCAGCUGCGCACGCUGUGCCAACAAAGAAUGCCGAGAAGGUUGAUGAAGAUGAUCUGUCUAGGCGUCUUGCAGAACUUAAAGCUCGCGGGUAACUGAAAUUGUCUGAUCAGUAGUAUAUAACUGUCUGCAAUUCCAGAAUAAAUGUGUACAUUUUACUGACUUUAACAUGGUUUUAUGUCUGGCUUUUAUACUGUCUAUUCUAUUAAAAGGUGAUCGAUUGAUAGUAAGAAUAUGAAAUGUUUGUCAACAUUAUAUUAGUUUUUGCUUCUUUA